AUGCGCGUUGAAUAGCCGAAUAGCUGCUGUAAAAGGAUAAAAAAAACGCCGUGGUUUUGAUCGAUAAAGUUCUUUACAUUCUUUGUUCGUAUUUAUUACACAAAGCAGGAUAUUUCCGUCCGACUUGUAGGACAUUGUAGCAACUGAAGUGGUGUAUUUUUGUAGGGUCAGGCGUUAACAAAAGAAAGAAGUCGCUCUUCAGCCUCUGACCACUGAUGUUCGUGUUGGUCAAGGAAAACUAGUAAAGCUUUAUGAUUUCUUAAACGAUUCAUUGUGGAUGAUAAAACAUGACGACUCUAACCAGGCAAGACCUUAAUUUUGGACAAGUCAUUGCUGACAUUCUGUGCGAGUUCCUGGAGGUUGCAAUUCAUCUCAUUCUUUAUGUUCGUGAAGUAUAUCCCUCUGGAAUAUUUCAGAAGAGGAAGAAAUACAAUGUGCCUGUGCAGAUGUCAUGUCACCCUGACCUGAAUCAGUAUAUCCAAGAUACAUUACACUGUAUAAAGCCACUAAUUGAGAAAAAUGAUGCAGAGAAGGUGGUGGUGGUCAUUAUGGACAAAGAGCAUCAUCCAGUCGAGAGAUUUGUGUUUGAGAUUUCUCAGCCUCCCCUUCUCUCUAUCAGUGCAGAAACUUUAUUGUCACACGUGGAGCAGCUGCUCAGGGCUUUCAUUCUGAAGAUCAGCGUGUGUGAUGCUGUUUUAAUCAAUAACCCACCAGGUUGUUCUUUCACAGUACUUGUACAUACCAGAGAGGCCGCCACUCGCAACAUGGAGAAGGUUCAAGUCAUCAAGGAUUUUCCGUGGAUCAUCGCUGAUGAGCAGGAAGUUCACAUGAAGGAGCCGAGACUCAUCCCGCUGAAGUCCAUGACGUCUGACAUAGUAAAGAUGCAGCUCUAUGUGGAGGAGAGAGCCCAGAAGGCUUAGGCAGAACCAGCAGGGCAGAUCGGUGGGCUAAUCUGUGACGACACAAACUCAUGAGCAGAAUGUCUGUAUUAGAGAUGGAUUAAUUUGUUUAUGUACAACAGAACUUUAAUAAGGGCAGAUUAAUCCUUGUGGAAUGUGUUUAGGCUGGCUUACUUUCACUGCAGCCACUGAUUUUUGAGUCAGACUGAAACGCUGUGGUGACAAAUAAAAAGCUGAUUCAGUAAGUUUAACUGUUUCACACAGGCCUGCACAGUUUUAUUCUUAAAAACUAGAAAGACUAUUUCAGUUGUGAUAAACUGUCUAUUUUCAACCCUCCUCCUCUCUUCUGCCACCUUGAUGCUCACAACACAUCGGCCACUAUCAUGUAAACCAGGUGAGGCAUUAAGAACAGAGAGUCCACUGGUUUGGCCAAUCUUUUAUUGCCAUGCAAAGAACAAACGCACAACACUUAGUUCAUUAUUUUCUGUGAUUUCUUGCAUUUGGAGUUGUUCUUUGUGAUUCUGUUAUUGUGAUGACAGUAAAUGUUUAGGAUGAUGUGCAUAAAUGUGGUUUUAUUAUGUUGUCAUGUUUGUUUUAAAGGGGACCUAUUAUGCAAAA
Molecule: messenger RNA, 1517 nt
Organism: Austrofundulus limnaeus
Lineage: Eukaryota; Metazoa; Chordata; Actinopteri; Cyprinodontiformes; Rivulidae
Gene: mad2l2
Product: mitotic arrest deficient 2 like 2
Exons: 8
Coding region: 288-920 (210 amino acids)
Cellular component (GO): zeta DNA polymerase complex
Source: RefSeq, a predicted model, not a curated record